Messenger RNA from Uncinocarpus reesii 1704, 2577 nucleotides. Its product is annotated as protein kinase YAK1. Gene Ontology annotation, biological process: peptidyl-threonine phosphorylation; peptidyl-serine phosphorylation. The transcript has 9 exons. Gene Ontology annotation, cellular component: cytoplasm; nucleus. The record is from RefSeq and is a predicted model, not a curated record. NCBI's taxonomy places the organism in Eukaryota, Fungi, Ascomycota, Eurotiomycetes, Onygenales, Onygenaceae. Bases 1 to 2577 code for a protein of 858 amino acids. Gene Ontology annotation, molecular function: ATP binding; protein tyrosine kinase activity; protein serine/threonine kinase activity.
AUGGAUCCGCAGUGGCCCGCUUACACCGAUUCAACAGGAAACAGAGCAGCCAACCAAUUUGGGAAUGGUCAUCCGUCGCAAAUGGCUCCGAAGUAUCCAGCUCCUGGGCCUGGAGGCCAGGUGCAACAACCACAAGCUCCGUUAGGCUACUCCUAUGAGACGUAUCAAAGUCCCACCGCUACAAAUCCUCCACCUUUACCUUCCAACGCCAAAUCUAUCUCUAUGACAUCGUCACCUUCCGCAACCCCGCUUACGCGGGAGUUUGUCGACCUUGACACCCCGAUGGAAGACGCAGAUCCUUACAAUCGAUCUAAAUAUCCUGUCAGACCAUCUCCCACGAGGACAAAUACCUACACUGGGCCGUCUCAAACCUACCAAUCUCCGCCAUCUGGUGCACCUUCAAGACCGCAAGCUCCGCGAUUACCCCCAAUACAGUCAACGGAUAUGAGCCUUGAACAGUUUUACCCGCAGAACGCCACGCUUCAGCUUCAUACCGCUUUUUCUCAAAACCAAAAGACCCAGCCAACACAUCUGAACCAGUCGACCUCUGUCCCAGAGACCCCUGUUAGAAGAGGGCCGGUGCCGAGGUUUCAAAAGAUCAAAUCAACACAAGAGCUGAAGCCGAAAAUAGCUGCCCAGCCCGCCCUGCGUCGUGCGAACCCGGAAGGCGGUUUCAUUAGCCCCCUACAAGCCCUUACAACUCAUUUACCAGCCACGUACCGGAUAUGUAACCCGACCUUCAAAUACGAGUCCUCGAGGAACCCACGUCGAGUAUUAACCAAGCCCAGUAAAGGAACCAAAAAUGAUGGGUACGAUAAUGAUGACAGCGAUUAUAUCCUAUAUGUAAAUGAUAUUCUGGGAAGUGAGGAGGGGAAUCACAAGAACCGGUACCUAAUUCUGGAUGUGCUUGGACAGGGAACAUUUGGUCAAGUCGUUAAGUGCCAGAACUUAAAAACACAAGAAGUAGUAGCUGUCAAGGUUGUAAAGAACCGAACGGCGUACUUUAACCAGAGCAUGAUGGAAGUCUCAGUUCUUGACCUGAUUAAUAGUAAGCUGGACAAAAAUGAUGACCAUCAUCUUUUGCGGCUGAAAGAUACUUUUAUUCACCGGCAGCAUCUAUGCUUGGUUUUCGAGCUUCUCAGUGUGAACCUGUAUGAACUGAUCAAGCAGAAUCAAUUUCGUGGGCUUAGUACAACACUGGUCCGUGUUUUUGCUCAACAGCUUCUAAAUGGAUUGGCUUUACUCAACAAAGCCCGCUUAAUCCAUUGUGAUUUGAAGCCGGAGAACAUUCUGCUCAAAAAUCUUGAGAGCCCGAUCAUAAAAAUCAUAGAUUUCGGAUCUGCUUGCGAUGAAAGGCAGACUGUGUAUACAUAUAUCCAGUCUCGGUUCUACCGCUCGCCUGAAGUCUUGUUGGGCCUGCCAUAUUCAUCCGCCAUCGAUAUGUGGUCGCUGGGUUGUAUCGUUGUUGAACUUUUCCUUGGCUUGCCAUUAUUCCCCGGAUCUUCCGAGUAUAACCAGGUGUCCAGAAUAGUGGAAAUGCUAGGCAUGCCACCAACUUGGAUGAUCGAAAUGGGAAAGCAAGCUGGUGAUUUCUUCGAAAAGACCCAAGACGAGUUCGGGAGACGGAGUUAUAGGCUCAAAAGUCUAGAACAGUACUCGCGAGAACAUAACACCAAAGAACAGCCUAGCAAACGGUAUUUCCAGUCGAACAAUCUGAGCGAGAUCAUUCGUAACUAUGCAAUGCCUAGGAAGAACAUGAAACAAGCAGAGAUUGAUAGAGAAUUAAACAACCGAGUUGCGUUCACUGAUUUUGUUCGCGGGUUAUUGACAAUCAACCCCUUGGAAAGAUGGUCCCCGCAACAAGCAAAACUGCAUCCGUUCAUAACCCAACAAAAGUUCACUCAACCAUUUGUGCCACCAAUGAACCUGAAAUCAUCAGUGGUUAAUAAAUCCGUUGCACCCGGUGUCCAGCAACAACAACAAGCCGAAGCUGCCAGCAAACAACGUGCGGUCCAGGAAGCCCAAGCCCAAGCCCAAGCACAGGUUCAAGCUCAGUCCGCCGCGCAGUCUGCAUAUGCAAUGCAGAUGGGCCAAUAUAACCCAGCUACUCACAGCCAACCGCCACCAGUGUACAACAAUAUAUACAGUGGUCACCAACAAGGGGCUCCUCUACCAUAUCCAGCCCAACAAUCGGGAUACGGUCAUCAAAUGGGAAUGAUGCAAACCCCUACGCAUAUCCCACAACAAUCAUAUGGAGCCUCGCAAAGCCUUUACGCUCAAGCGACAACGCGGGCUGGCCGACAAAGAGCUUCCACCAUGGAUCAGCAACAGAGUGGCAUCCCUCCCGCAAUUCAACGGGUUGCUAGUCACUUGGAUCCGAACGCGCCUAUUCGCCUACAACCUAGCCCUGCAUACUAUCCUCCACCGGCAGACGGCUAUCCCGAAGGAACUACGUCAGGAAAUAGGCGAAGAGGGAGCCGUGUAGGUGGGUCGCAAGGUCGGAACCGGGAUUUCAUCCGCAACCUUGAGGAUGGUGCACUUGGAGACGGGUUUAUGGCCCAAAAUCAAUGGCGCUGA